Molecule: messenger RNA, 1043 nt
Organism: Passer montanus (Eurasian tree sparrow)
Lineage: Eukaryota; Metazoa; Chordata; Aves; Passeriformes; Passeridae
Product: DNA repair protein RAD51 homolog 1-like
Exons: 8
Coding region: 74-973 (299 amino acids)
Biological process (GO): DNA repair; chromosome organization involved in meiotic cell cycle; reciprocal meiotic recombination
Cellular component (GO): condensed nuclear chromosome
Molecular function (GO): ATP-dependent DNA damage sensor activity; ATP hydrolysis activity; DNA strand exchange activity
Source: RefSeq, a predicted model, not a curated record
GUCACGUGAGGCGGCGGCGGGAGCGCCCGAACGGCCGGAGCGGGGCCGCGGGCUGUGCUGGGCCCUCGCUGCCAUGGCCAUGCAGAUGCAGCUCGAGGCCAGUGCAGACACCUCAGCAGAGGAGGAGAGCUUUGGGCCACAGCUCAUAUCCAGGUUGGAGCAAUGUGGCAUAAAUGCCAACGAUGUGAAGAAGCUGGAAGAAGCUGGGUUUCACACAGUGGAGGCCGUGGCUUAUGCACCAAAGAAGGAGCUGCUGAACAUUAAAGGCAUCAGCGAAGCCAAAGCUGACAAAAUCUUGGCUGAGGCUGCCAAACUGGUUCCCAUGGGCUUCACCACGGCCACAGAAUUCCACCAGCGGCGGUCGGAGAUCAUCCAGAUCACCACUGGCUCCAAAGAGCUGGAUAAGCUGCUCCAAGGAGGAAUAGAAACUGGGUCCAUAACAGAAUUAUUCGGGGAAUUCCGUACUGGGAAGACGCAGCUGUGUCACACCCUGGCCGUCACCUGUCAGCUCCCCAUAGACCGCGGCGGCGGCGAGGGCAAAGCCAUGUACAUCGACACGGAGGGCACCUUCCGUCCUGAGCGGCUCCUGGCCGUGGCUGAAAGGUAUGGCCUGUCUGGCAGUGAUGUCCUGGACAACGUGGCCUACGCUCGGGGCUUUAACACCGACCACCAGACCCAGCUGCUGUACCAGGCCUCGGCCAUGAUGGCUGAGUCACGGUACGCGCUGCUGAUCGUGGACAGCGCCACGGCCCUGUACCGCACGGAUUACUCGGGAAGGGGGGAGCUCUCUGCCAGGCAGAUGCACCUGGCCAGGUUCCUGCGGAUGCUGCUGCGCCUGGCGGACGAGGUGAGCUCCCACUGGGCUUUAUGUCAUGGCUUGAUGCUGGCCAAACACCAGGCACCCAUGAAAUCUGCUCGCUCACGCUCCUCUACAACUGGACAGAGGAGAGAAAAUGUAAUGAAGGGUUUGUGAGUUGAGGUAAGGACUGGGAGAAAACACUCAUCAGUUACCAGCGAGGGAAAAACAGGCUCAACUUAGAGAU